Molecule: messenger RNA, 735 nt
Organism: Ostrea edulis (European flat oyster)
Lineage: Eukaryota; Metazoa; Mollusca; Bivalvia; Ostreida; Ostreidae
Product: hemicentin-1-like
Exons: 5
Coding region: 1-735 (244 amino acids)
Source: RefSeq, a predicted model, not a curated record
AUGGGGAACCUGGAGCGAAUGUCCCGUGACAUGUGGUGGUGGAAAGGAACGAAGAGAAAGAGUCUGUACCAACCCACCCCCGAAACAUGGAGGAAGCAUCUGUUUGAUGGCAAAUGGUCACCGUGGACGAGCUGGAGUCUGUGUUCUAAUCACUGUGGUAAAGGUUCGCAGAAUCGAGACAGGUCAUGUGACAGUCCAGCACCCGAUCACGGAGGGGCGGAAUGUAAAGGAAAUGACACUGAAGAAAGAGAAUGUGUUGGUUGUCCAUUUGAUGGGAACUGGGGAAUUUGGGCAGAGUGGACCGAUUGUUGCGUGAACAAAAGAUCUCGUUCAAGAACCUGCGACAACCCAACACCAGAACAUGGCGGUUCAGACUGUGGGCAGUGGUCAACAGGAGGAAAACCCGAUCCUAUCUGGUCAACGUGGAGCACGUGUCCAGUCACGUGUAGUGGUGGAGAGAUGCGCAGAUCACGCUUCUGUAAUUUGACACCAGAUGAAGCGAUCAGAUACCAAUGUUUCAACAAAGACAAUGAAACAGAAAAGUGUUCCAUGCAGCCUUGCCCUGCUGGGCAGAGUUUGACUGACUGGUCUGUAUGGGGAUCGUGUUCCAUGCCGUGUGGGGACGGGAACCAAACACGAUUUAGGAACUGUGGUCUGUCGGACAGUGAAGUUGUGUGUGAUUUCAGAGACGUGGAUAUUCAAACAUGCAGCCAGGCACCUUGCCCAAGUAUGUAG